Messenger RNA from Daktulosphaira vitifoliae (grape phylloxera), 450 nucleotides. RefSeq lists its product as uncharacterized. The transcript has a single exon. The record is from RefSeq and is a predicted model, not a curated record. Lineage: Eukaryota; Metazoa; Arthropoda; Insecta; Hemiptera; Phylloxeridae. The annotation marks the transcript as partial.
AAGGAAGAAAAAAAAAGAGUUCACAUUAAAUUAUUUAGAAAAGAAUGGCUUGAAAUAAAAGAUUAUAAAUUUUGGCUUCAAGAAAUAUCAAAUGAUAAAACUAAAUGUAAAUGUGUGGCAUGUAAUGUAGUGCUGGUAAGUGGAAAAAGCGAGCUAGCAAAACAUAGCGAAGGAAAAAAACAUUUAUCAAAUAUUAAAAGCCUGAGAGGAUCACAAAAUCUUAAAGUUUUAACUAAAAAUAUAAAGUAUGAAGAUAAAAAUAAAGAUAUAAAGAGUGCAGAAAUUAAACUAUCAGCAUAUUUUGCAAAUCACAAUAUUGCAUUUCAGGCUGUAGAUAUAUUAACUCCUGUUUUGCAGGAUAUUUUUAAAGAUUCAAAGGUUGCCCAGUCACUGACACUCCAUCGAAAAAAAUGUACAAGCAUAAUUAACAAUGUUAUUGCACCUGUAGAA